AUGGUUUGGCUUCCUGUAGUUUUUACGAUAGAAUAUGCGAUUAAUCAGGAAACUCGAUUAAGAUUGCUCUGGCCAUAUCCAGCCAAUGCAACAGUACAUCCUGAAUUAUCCACCCAAGAUCAAUUUAUAAUGGAACCUUCAUGCUCACAUUCCAAUUGUGACCUGUAUGAUAGGUCUAAUAGAGUUCCAUAUGAAAGGACAGAGAAAAAGACUGAUAAUGAUCCUAAUAUGGGGACACCAAACAACCAGUGCAAUAGACAUAGAAUAGAUGACAUUGAGAGGGAGGAUUUUGAAGAGGAGAAUCGUAUGAUCAAACAUUGUUCAAGCAUGAUGGUUGAUGGAGAGAUUGCCGCUGCAUCACAUUACUCGGGCAAUUUAUCGAGCACAAAUUCAAGCUUAGCCUCCAGCUCGGAGACAAUCUCAACUCUAUCCAAUAUGAUGGCAAAUGAUUUUAGCCUGCCAGGUUGCAGUAAGAAUGAUGAUGAUAACUGUGAAGGUGGCAGCAAUGCGACAUUAAAAAGCAUGAUCCAUAAACCAAUAUACCAAACCAAUGAUGAACCUAAAAAGAUUGAUUUCAUGCAGAAACUGUUGAGUAGUGGUGUGCCGGAGAAGAAAGACUUUCCAAAAGGCAAGCUUUAUAAAGAACAUUUAAUGAACACUUGCGACAACGAAACAGCAGAUGGAUGUGAUAUAGAUACCGUGAGUGGUUCUUCUGGACGCACAAGUUCCAAUGCAUCUAGCAUUGCUAGUGCUAGUUCCGAUAGCAAGGAGUUCAGUGUUCCUUCAACAUCCAAUGCAGACAAAUUACUUGGUCUUGAUAGCAGUGCGAGGCUUACAAGGAGUUCUAAAUCGUCGAGCUACAUGCGACAAUACUGCGAAGGCGAUGACGACUCGGACGACGAAGUUAAUGAAGAAUCGUGGUGCACGUGUCUUUCAUCCCAUGAGGAUGAUGAGGACGGCGAGGAACCUGAACCAGACGAAAGGUUGUGGCGCAAGCGUCGUUACGAGCCACCCCCUCCGCAGUCAGCGAAGAAGUUUUGCGGCGAUAUAAACCCUUCGAGCUCCGUACUGGAGUGCUGGCCCAACCUGCCCAUACCGGCGUCCAGCACCGCCGCCCCAGGGUCACCGGAGCUAAGGCAGUGGCUUCAUAGAUUCCAAACUUGGUCCAACGGCGAGAAGAUCCAGGCGAUCGACGCCCUGAUCAACCGCUGCGCGGCGAGCGACGUGCGCUACAUGAUGAAGGCGAUCGAGCCGCUCUUCCAGCGCGACUUCAUCUCGCUGCUGCCCAAGGAGCUGGCGCUGACCGUGCUGGGCUACCUCCAGCCCAAGGACCUGCUCCGCGCCGCCCAGACCUGCCGCUACUGGAGGUUCCUAGCCGACGACAACCUGCUGUGGAAGGAGCAGUGCCGCCGCAUCGGCAUCACCACGCUGAAGAAGAUGCCGCGCUCGCUGCCCCGAUGCGCAAGCCCGUGGAAGGCGGCGUACAUGAGACAGUACCUGAUCGAGAACAACUGGCUCCACAAGCCGGUGGACAGCCCGAUCGUGAUGCGCGGCCACGACGACCACGUGAUCACGUGCCUCCAAUUCUACGGGAACCGCAUACUGAGCGGCAGCGACGACACCACCCUGAAGGUGUGGUCGGCGAUCACGGGCAAGUGUCUCCACACGCUGGUGGGCCACUCCGGCGGCGUGUGGUCCUCCCAGAUGGUCGGCGACCUGGUCAUCAGCGGCUCCACGGACCGCACGCUGCGCGUGUGGAACGCGAAGACCGGCCACUGCCUCAAAGUGCUCGCGGGCCACACGUCCACCGUCCGCUGCAUGCAUCUGUACCAGAACAGGGUGGUGUCCGGGUCGCGUGACGCGACGCUCCGCGUGUGGUCCAUCCCGGACGGCCGGUGCCUGCGCGUGCUGGUGGGCCACCUGGCCGCCGUGCGCUGCGUCCAGUACGACGGCAAGGUGGUGGUCUCCGGCGCGUACGACUACUUCGUGAAGGUCUGGAACCCGGAGACGGGCGACUGUCUGCACACCCUCGCCGGCCACACCAACCGCGUGUACAGCCUCCAGUUCGACGGGGUGCACGUGGUGAGCGGCUCGCUCGACACCUCCAUCCGUGUGUGGGACGUCGAGUCCGGACAGCUGAAGCACACGCUGACCGGACACCAGUCGCUCACGUCCGGCAUGGAGCUGCACUCGAACAUACUGGUGUCCGGCAACGCGGACUCCACCGUCAAAGUGUGGGACAUCACUACGGGCCACUGCCUGCACACGCUUUCCGGCCCCAACAAGCACCAGUCCGCGGUCACCUGCCUGCAGUCGAGCAACCGCUUCGUGAUCACGUCCUCGGACGACGGCACCGUCAAGCUGUGGGACGUGCGCACCGGCGAGUUCAUACGCAACCUGGUCGAGCUCGGCUCGGGCGGCUCCGGCGGCGUGGUGUGGCGCAUCAGGGCCUCCGCCACCAAGCUGAUAUGCGCCGUCGGCUCGCGGAACGGCACGGAGGAGACCAAGCUGCUCGUGCUCGACUUCGACGUGCCCGGCGCGUGCAGGAAGUGCGACGAA
Iphiclides podalirius (scarce swallowtail) is the source of this 2559-nucleotide messenger RNA. The record is from the annotation of a GenBank genome assembly. NCBI's taxonomy places the organism in Eukaryota, Metazoa, Arthropoda, Insecta, Lepidoptera, Papilionidae.